This is a messenger RNA of Cyprinus carpio (common carp), 4834 nucleotides long. RefSeq names its product zinc finger MYM-type protein 4-like. The transcript has 29 exons. Lineage: Eukaryota; Metazoa; Chordata; Actinopteri; Cypriniformes; Cyprinidae. Gene Ontology annotation, molecular function: zinc ion binding. The coding region runs from base 142 to 4506 and encodes 1454 amino acids. The record is from RefSeq and is a predicted model, not a curated record.
UGUCGCAUGAUUACGUAUGCGCGAUAGCAAAAUCUCGCGUGAACUGACGCCAUUGUUGUUUACAGAGAGGGAGGAGGCUUGUGCAGAAGGUGGCUUGUUUUUAGUAAUUUUUUUGUAACGUUAAUUGUAUUGUUCCUCAAAAUGGUGCUUACGUGUGCUUAUCCUGGAUGCCGCAACCUAUUUAAAAGCGUAAGACUACGCGCGUCAACUCAAACUGGAAAAUUGACUUUUCACCGAUUCCCAACGUUUGAGCCAGAUCGACUGCAUUUAUGGUUGCUUGCUCUUCAGAUGGAUAUUAACACACCCAUGAGGUUACUCAAAGUAUGGAGGGUCUGCAGUGAACAUUUUUCCUCUGAUGAUUUCAAAGCCAUCAGCGGGAAUCAAGUCUUACUCAAAUCAUCAGCGGUGCCCAUGUUUGUUUCACAACGAGCUGAGGAGACUGUGACUGAACCAGACGCCCUGUCAGCAGACAACAGUUGGGAUAUAGAGGAAGAUGAUGAGGUGUAUUAUGCAGAUGAUUUUGAGUCAACUUCAGGAAAGCAAAAGAACCCCAGAACCUGCCCUGAACAACAUGAACAACUCAUUUUGAAUGUUACAAAUCCAACUACAGAACCAUCUACAUAUCAAUCUACUUUUGGGUCCUACGAUGCUCUUCCACCCACACGGCACUACCAAAUGAAUGAUCCUGCUGAGGCUGUGCUACAAAUGGAAGAAUGUUAUGAUGUAAACGCCAACAUGGAUUCUGUUGCUUAUUCAGAAGGUGAAAACUCUGGGCUGGGCUCUAUGUCGGCAGCAGGUGUCUUUAUGGCCAGUGAGGAUUCCGAAGGAUAUCAGGACGUGUACCAGGGGGAGGACAUGGCCCAGUGUUCAGAAGAGCUUGUGAUCACUAAAGUUGAGGACACUAAUGAAAUGGCACUGGACCAGAAUGAGGAUUACAUUGGGAUGACGGAAGUAGAUGGACCAGAAGAUUCAGAAACACAGAGAGCCAAAGACAUAAAAAGCAGGACUAUGGAAUCGUCUGCUGUAAUGGCUGUUGACAAAAGAGUUAAAGCAACACAGCCCUCUGUCAUAAUGCCUUUAAAGAUCAAGGAUGAACCUAUGGACGAGGAGUGCAAGAAAGCACAACAUUCCCAGACGGGAAACAUUAAGGAUGAUGAGGAUUUUGACCAAACACCAGAUGAUGUCAGGAUAAAAGAAAAGGCAGCAUCAAACCCAGCAAAAUCCAUUCCACCUUUAAAACGACAUGGUGUGUUGUGCACAGCCUGUAAUAAAGUCAUGCUGAAGGGACAUACAGCAUUUCAGCGUAGUGGCUCUUCUAAACUCUACUGCUCACCUCAAUGUCUCUGCGGCUCCAAGAAGAAAACAUGUCACUGCUGCCUGAAAGAGAUUUGUGAUGAGAAUAUCAACAUUGCCCUGGUAGACAUGUCAGGAACUGUAAAGGAGUUCUGCAGUCAGAAAUGCCGCGGUGCUUUAAACUUCAAAUGCAGUGUGUGUCAGAAGACAGGACUGACUCAUAGUCAUGAGGUGAAUUACAUGGGCUCUAUCCAUAAGCUGUGCAGUGACAGCUGCUUCAGCCAGUUCCGCUUCUCGCAUAAGCUGAACAUGAACAGCUGUGUGAACUGUGGAGGAUAUUGUUAUGGCACAGAUGGUCAGUGUCCAUCUCUGCGGAUGGAGGACAGAGUUAUGAAGUUCUGCAGUCAAAACUGCCUCACAGCCUACAAAAAGAGGAGUCUGAAACUUGUCACCUGCAAAAUGUGUCAUGCCCUGCGCCCAGCUGCAGAUGCAGUGGACAGUCCAAACUCAGAGGGCGUCAGGGAGCUUUUCUGCUCCACUUCCUGUGUCAUGGCAAGUAAAGUCCAGACUGGCAGUUCGUCAGAUGUUGCAGUGGAAUGCAACAACUGCAAGCUGAAACUAGUGCCUCAAUACCACAUAUCCAUGUUUGAUGGAUCUGUUCAGAACUUCUGCUCUUAUUCCUGUGUACUAGCAUAUCAGGAGUCCUUCAGUAAGACGAAACCUAACAUGCCAGUAAAAACUGUAACCUCUACAAGCAACAACACAUCUACCCCCAAACCUGCUUCCUCAGACUCCAGCUCAUCAGUGAAGACUAGCACUUCCAGUGGUCCGGUGCAGACAUUCACCAAGAUCCCCUGCUCUCAGUGUCUGAACUCGUUCUUUCACAGACCACAGCUGCUGGAGUUUAGGAGGAAAAUGUACGCUCUCUGUGGUAACACUUGUAUUGAAGAGUUCAAAAGGAUCUACCGCAUGGAGGCUCGCUGUGAAUACUGCAAGCUUGAUAAAAUUGUAAAAAUAGUGAGAAGGAUAAACAAGGUUGACCGUUCUUUCUGCAGCGAGAGAUGCAAGACACUCUUUGAGAAUAGCCUCUUCAAACGCUGGGGAAAGAAACACUGUUGCAACUGCUUCUACUGUAACAGCACUUCUAAGACUGUAGUGACUGAUGUCUUUGAUGGCAAGCAAGAGGAGUUCUGUGGGAAGGAUUGCUUGUUAAAACAUAAUUUAUUGAUCCGUCAGGUAAUAAAGUGCUCAAUGUGCAGGCAGAUGAAGAAGAUGACUGAGACUGUGGAAUGGCUGGGUGAGAUGAAGCAUUUCUGCAGCGUGCGGUGCCUGAUGUUCUUCUGCAGUCUGCAGGGCAUCACUGGAGCCGUUAUCAAAGCUACAAGUAAAUCCACACACGGUGUGACCCCAGUAUCCUCUGCAGUUCCUCAAAGCACUAAAGAGGGCACAUCCAACGAACAGCCAGGUGUUUUGGGAAGCACAAAUCCAAAAGGCUCCGUUUCUGAAAAAGUCACAAGAAAUAAACGUGCUGUGAAAGCUCCUGUCUCACCAUCCAAAACCCGGAAUGACAAGGACUUGCCAUAUAAAUCCAUAAGCAAAAACAAAGCCACGUCCUGUAAACCCCAAAUCUGUGAUGCUGAGACACAAAUAGAUGGAACUCCUAAAGUUAUAGUGCUACCAGUGCCAGUGCCAGUGUAUGUGCCAGUUCCCAUGCAUCUCUACACUCAAUACAUUCCACAGUCUGUGGGGCUUCCACUUCCGGUUCCGGUGCCCUUGUUCUUCCCUACAACUCUGGACAAUGCAGAGCACAUUGUGAAGACCAUUCAGGACAUCAAAGAGAAGAUCCCUGAUGACCCUCUGGAGGCCGACCUCAUCAUGAUGGCAGAGAUGGUGGCUGAGGAUGCAGAGGAGGAGAAACAAAUCAUCUCUAGUGAUCAGACUGGUAGCAUAAUGGAGGGCCUUGAUUUGGAAGAUCUGUCUAGCAAUCUGAGUUGGGAGGAGGACUCUGUGUCGUCUGCCCAGACAUGGGAUCAAACUCCAGAGCCUGAGAGGCAGCCUCCGUCCCGAUCUGCCACACUGACCCCUGUCUCCACCGCAGCAGAAGAGCCACAGAUGGACUUGGAGGCUGAUUUCCCAAUCGAAAGCAUUGAACUUUUCAAAAAGCAAAUGCAAAAGGAGAUCAAUUCUGGCAAACAGAGAUCACGCAAGAGAGGACACGUUGGCUUCUCUGAGAAGAAACAAGGCAGUAAGUGUGCAUCAGAGCCUCUAAACAGCCUCUCCAAACUGCAACAUGAAUACGGAGUCAAAGCCUGGAAGAAGUGGGUACGCUGGAGCAACGCUCAACCCAACAUGGAGACUCUCAAAUUUGGCUCGCGCAGUAUGACACUAAAGGAGGACUUGUUGAAGUGUUGCACAGCUGAACUAAGCUACGGCCUCUGCAAGUUCAUUUCUGAAGUCCGUCGACCCAACGGAGAGAAAUACAGCCCUGACAGCAUCUUUUAUCUCUGCUUGGGAAUCCAGAAGUACCUGUUUGAGAACAAUCGGAUGGAGAACAUCUUCGCAGACGUCUUCUACACCAAAUUCUGCCAGGAACUGAGCAACCUACUCAGAGGGUGGAAACCAACUAUUUUGCCCAGUGGUUACGUUCAUUCUCGUGUGGAGGAGUAUCAUCUAUGGGACUGUAAGCAGCUGGGGGCGUUUUCACCUGGUGUGCUGCUCAACACGCUGCUCUAUUUCACCAAGUACUUCAACUACAAGACAGCGGAGCAGCACCGCCGCCUCUCUUUUGGCCACAUCAAACGCUACUCUCGAGGACAGGCCAACAACAAAGUGUCCUUCCUGCGUUUCUAUCCCACAAAAGAGGAUGCAAGCACAGACGGUGUCCCUCUAAAGAAGAAGGAAGAUGAACGGCAAAGGGUGCUAAAAAUACGGCAGAAUUCAGACAAUCCCUUCCACUGUCCUGUCAGACUGUACGAGUUCUAUCUCUCAAAAUGUUCACCUGGCAUAAGACACGACACAACCCAGCUUUACCUGAGCCCCGAGCGCUCCUGUGUACCCAGCAGUCCCACAUGGUUCUCAACCACUUCGCUGAGUGAUGAGGCUCUGGAGAGCAUGCUUACACGAAUCCUUACUGUCAGAGAGCUGCACCUGGAGAGAGACCAAUCACCCAAUGAGAGCGAUUCAGACAGUGACUCGGACUUCACACCGUAUUAGUACCGCAAUAAUGAGAAAACCUGAAUGCAUCCUCUGGGAUUUUGACUGUUGUUCUGAAUGCUGGAAAGCAAGUGGUUUGUCAAUAUUUUUUUUCCUUUUCAUUUUCAAUCUUCUUUUAGUUACAAGGAGAUACAACAUUACAGUGGGAUUAUUGUAAGUCGCCACCUUUGUAUUAUAUUUAAACACUAAUGACAUUGACAGCAUCAUUCCAAAAAAAGGUUUUGAAAUUGUUGUUUUUCAUUGCAAGCCAUGUUGGUCCAAAUAGAUGGAAUGUUCCUGAAAUUGACUCUUGAUUUAUUUUUUUAUAGAUAAAAAAGAUUCUGCAAGU